Acanthoscelides obtectus is the source of this 415-nucleotide messenger RNA. The record is from the annotation of a GenBank genome assembly. Lineage: Eukaryota; Metazoa; Arthropoda; Insecta; Coleoptera; Chrysomelidae.
AUGCCGCUGUCUGAACCUCGCGGACUUGGACUUAUUUUGCAACUGAUUGAAGUCCUCGGCAUUCACAUUACGCAUUUCGGCAACUAUAUUUGGAAUUUUAUUCGUUGUAUCCCAACAGCCAUUUACAAGAACUACCUCUGGAAGUUGACCCGGCGGCUGCAAGAAUGUCUGCGAAACGAUCCUUCCGCUGUCCAUUGGGUCAUAAUAUUUGAUUUUGAUGGGAGUUAAGUUCUGGUCGGUGUGACGGAUAAUGAAAUUAUUGUAAUCCAUUCUUCAAACUGUUCAGAUCGAAUACUUAACCAAAUUAUUUUGUAUAUGCACGAUUUGUUAGGUGAAAAUGUAUCUGUACGAACUAAACUCGCAGGAAAUAAAUUAUAAGGAAUUGGCUAAUUAAAUUUCUACUUAAUUAUUGACA